This is a messenger RNA of Harmonia axyridis, 2539 nucleotides long. RefSeq names its product UDP-sugar transporter UST74c. The transcript is spliced from 2 exons. Gene Ontology annotation, molecular function: antiporter activity; GDP-fucose transmembrane transporter activity. NCBI's taxonomy places the organism in Eukaryota, Metazoa, Arthropoda, Insecta, Coleoptera, Coccinellidae. Gene Ontology annotation, cellular component: Golgi apparatus. The record is from RefSeq and is a predicted model, not a curated record. The coding region runs from base 416 to 1411 and encodes 331 amino acids.
CCAUAACCUUAAAAUCAUUGCACUGACAACUCAGAGAAGAUACAAAUCGGGAUGUUAUUAUGAUGUACGAUCUAAUUAAUCUGGGAUAAAACUAAACAAAUACAGACAUUAUUAUUAGAAGAUGCCAAAGAUAACAUUCGUAUGUUGAACUUGUGUAAACUAACAGGGAUUUUCAAAUCAGAAGUGAAUUAUAAAUACUACAAGAUGAUACUACCAUUCAUGGAAAUUUUGCAGUUUUCUCAGUGUUCCAAAUAAGGCUUUAUACAACCUAUACCAUUGUUGAAAGUGAUAUAAUAAUGACAACACAUCUGAUAUAAAUCAGCUCAGAUAUAACUGACAAAUGAUCAAAAUCUAUUGGACAAGAUAUGUGCAUUUUAGCGUAAUUCUAUUGAAUCAACGCUAAGUAUCUCAAAAAAUGGAGCAGAUCUGUCAAAAUUUGGAAGAUGAUGAAAACGAGAAUAUUUUAUUUAAGAGGAUUUCCUCUGCCGUUUUUUAUGGUGUGGCAUCCUUCAUGAUUACAGUAGUCAAUAAAACGGUAUUAACUAGUUAUGGUUUUCCAUCUUUUCAGGUUUUAGGAAUUGGUCAGAUGAUUACUACUAUAGUUGUGUUAUUCGUAGCAAAAAAAUUAAAAUUGAUGACUUUUCCUAAUUUUCAACUAGGAACAUUCAAACAAAUUUUUCCUUUACCUUUGUUUUAUAUAGGAAAUAUGAUUUUUGGGCUUGGAGGAACUAAAGAAUUGAGCUUACCAAUGUUUACUGCAUUGAGAAGAUUUUCAAUUUUAAUGACAAUGAUCUUAGAAUUCUAUUUAUUGGGUGUGUUUCCUGUAAUAAGUGUUCAGAUAAGUGUAUAUACUAUGAUAAUUGGUGCAUUAUUAGCAACUAGUGAUGAUUUAGCUUUCAACCUGCAUGGCUAUAUUUAUAUAUUAUUGAAUGAUUUAGCAACUGCUACUAAUGGUGUUUAUACAAAAAAGAAAUUAGACUCGAGGGAACUAGGAAAAUAUGGACUAAUGUAUUAUAAUUCUCUAUUUAUGAUUGGCCCUGCUUUAAUAAUUUCAUAUUAUUCUGGGGAUAUUGAAUUAAUUUCCAGAUUCAAAGAUUGGAGUAAUCCAUUUUUUUUAGCUCAAUUUAUCAUUUCAUGUAUUAUGGGUUUUGUUCUUUCAUAUAGUGUUAUGUUAUGUACACAUUAUAACUCUGCUUUAACAACAACUAUAAUAGGUUGUUUGAAAAAUAUUUCUGUAACUUAUUUGGGCAUGGUUAUCGGAGGAGAUUAUAUUUUUUCUUGGAUUAAUUUUAUAGGAUUGAAUAUUAGUGUAAUAGGAAGCCUGUUAUAUACUUAUGUUACUUUCAGAAAGAAACGAACCAAAGUUCCUUAUGUUCCUUUAAAAAAUGAAAACAAAGAAAACAUUAUAUAGCAUUUUAAGCUCUAUCACCAUUAAUUUAUUGUCCAUGGAAUAAUUGAAUAAUAUCAAAUAGUUCUCAUUUUUGAUUUUAGUGAAUAUCAAUUUUUUCAUCUAAAGGACAAAUUAAGAAUGAUAAAUUUUGUGCCAUUUAUGUAUAUAUAGAGUCUCUAAUAUUUGAAAUUUCAUCAUGACUAAUUUUCAAGAACAUCCAAUAUAUUCUGAUAUUUUAUUAGAAUCAAGUUUACAUUUCAGGCACGAUAAAAUUAAAAUUACUUUUAUUAUGUGAUUUUCAGUCACUAUUCAAGUGCAAUAAAAAAAUGCCUUUUGUAUAUUGUGAAAGCAUUUGUACUGUUUUGAUUAUAAGAUAAUUUUAUGAUUAUAGUGAUGAAAUAUCCUAAUAGGCAUUUUUUCUUAUAUAAUAUCCAUAAGAAUCGAGAAAUACUCAUAGGAGCAGAUUUCUUGAAGAAAUAUGAUUUAAAUUUAGAUUUUCAAAAAUUAUCUAAAUAUUAUUACCCAAUCCCCUUGAAAUAGCAAACAGUAUUUUGGAAUUCUAUGAAAAUUCCAGAGGAUCUUACACACUAUAGGAACCAUAUAGUUUCUAUACUGUGGAUCUUGCAUCCACUUACUCUUACACCAAUUUCAACUCAUCUUAUGCUACCAUUAUAUUUUUAAAAGUUCAUUCUCUCAACUUCUUGCACCAUAAUAUUUUAAUCAACAAUCAAAUUUAAUCAGAACAUUUUGGGGGUUUUCAUAGAAGGUGGUAUUGGUCAGUAUUUUACCCAUAGAAACCCAUACGGUUUCUACGAAAUUUGCUACUGCUUUUUCAAGGUCUUCGGUGCAGUCUUUUCUUGUAGAUGUAGACUGUUGGAACUUGCUUUCGGUGAACUUCUUCCAAUCGAUUAUCUCUUUAUUCUUUUGCACUGGGUUCAUGUAAUUUUCAAUGUGCAUAAGCACAGGAUUAUGUUCAGAGUUUAGUAAAUUCCUGGUUGUGAGGUCGAUUUCCCUGUUCACAUUCUUCACUAUGGCAAUGUCUGGGAUUCCUGACGAAUUAUUGUGGUAUGUUUGUUCCUCUGGGGGCCAUUCCACAAUAUAGUGACCGCUUCUAGGGUGAUGCUAUUGGGUGUUCUGGUUCGGAUACUU